Messenger RNA from Thamnophis elegans (Western terrestrial garter snake), 1408 nucleotides. Its product is annotated as autocrine proliferation repressor protein A-like. The record is from RefSeq and is a predicted model, not a curated record. The coding region runs from base 1 to 1188 and encodes 395 amino acids. The transcript has 11 exons. NCBI's taxonomy places the organism in Eukaryota, Metazoa, Chordata, Lepidosauria, Squamata, Natricidae.
AUGAUAGUUUUGAGUUACACCCUUGUGUCUAAAAAGAAGCACCAUGACUCCACUGUCUAUACCAUCCAUAUGACCUCACUGAAGUGGUUGGACGAUUCUGAAGUGGAUAAAACAAUCUGGUGGCACAUGGUGACCAUUGCUGCACCCAAAGUAUAUAAGAAUGCACAGAUGAAGAAGUCAUGUUUCCUUUUGCUUGCUGGUGGAAGUAAUGACAAUCCAGAAGAACCUGCGGAAUACUCUGCUAAUCAAAUUAGAACUCUAGCAGUCACAACUGGAUCCUUUCAGAGGAGAGGUAGUGAUGCAGGACAAUCAUUUUGGACCCCAAAGAAGUUCAUGAUGGAAACUUUCUGUGCCACUGCAGUAGACUGUAUGGCCUGCAGCAGUGCAGAAGAGCAGAAACAUCCUUUUGGGAUGAAGAAUAUAACAGAAAAUAGUUUAUUUGCGUAUAUUUUAUGGAGAUUUAUUAAUGACCCAACUGCUUCACUGGACUGUAUCAUCCAAUUCCCAAUGGUCAAGGCCACUGUACGAGCCAUGGACACAGUUACAGAUUUCUUGGUGAAACAGACUGGUGGAAAUGUAAAACUCACCAAAUUUAUGCUACUAGGCUCAUCCAAGCGUGGAUGGAUUGCUUGGCUGACUGCAGCCGUUGACAAGCGUGUGGUGUCAUUUGUCUCAGUCGUUAUGGACAUCCUGAAUUUGGCUAAGAGUUUACAUCACCAGUACAGAUCAUAUUGUGGCUGGAGUUUCGCACUGGCGCCUUUCUACUUCCUCAAUAUUACUCAACAGAUCGACCAUCCCCGUUUUGAACUUAUUGCUUCAAAUAUCGACCCUUUGAAAUAUAAUAAUCAUUAUAUAAACACAACAAAGUAUCUACUUGUGGCAUCAGGAGAUGAAGUGGGCCAGGCUGACAAUUCUUAUUAUUAUUUUAAUCAGCUACAAGGAGAGAAAUAUCUCAGGAUCAUGCCAAAUAAGAACCAUGACUUAGGUUUCCAUAACGACAGUAUUGGAGUUCCAACUGCCACUUUUUACACUAAUCACCAUGCAGAUCAACAGCAUCCAGAGGCUACAUAUUCCAGCUCUACGGAUUCCCGUGAAAAAUUAAUAAUAACAUCCGAACUUCACAUAAUCCCAGAAACCUUUCCAUGCGAGGACUGUGUCGGAGAAGGGUGCUAUAGCAAGCUGGUCUGAGGACAUUCAACUAAAAUGGAAGAGGCCUUUGAAUGAUCAAAAAGAAGACUCAGAAAAGGGUUAGUCAUCCAAUUGCUGGAAUAACUUAGAAGAGGAAAUGAGCAGUGUGUCCUUCCAGAUACUGCUGGAUCAGUAAUCUUCAGUUAUCUCUAGAACACGGCUUCCCCAUCUUUAGCAUAGGUGGUCUGACUCACAUAUUUUGCAAUAAAUAAAGCAACCU